ACGACGAAUCGACGAUAUUUUCAUUCGACGAUAUCACGGCUAUUUUCUAAGUUUUAAAAUUAUGAGUGCGUGGGAAUGUAUAUGCUAGCGUUAAUUUUGAUAUAAUAUAAAUAUGGCUUUGUCUGAAUUUAAGGAACUUAUUAGCGGCUUAGCCGUCGUUACAACAGUAUUGAAUUUUUUGUCAGGAAUGUUAGUGUGCAAGCAAUAUGUGGUUAAUAGGUCUACAGCUGAAGCGUCACCAUUGCCUUUUCUUACCGGUGUUCUAGCAUCAGCCUUGUGGCUCAUGUAUGGGAUUACCAAGGAUGAUAGUAAGAUAAUACUAGUAAACAUAAUAGGAAUAACACUCAUGACAUUGUAUUCUCUUGUGUUCUAUAUGUAUACUUACAAGAAGUCUACUACAUUCAAGCAGAUGGUCUUUACAAUGGGCUUGCUUGUUUUGUCUGUGGGAUAUUUAAGAUUUGAGGAGGAUAAAGAAACUCUUCUCGGCCGACUGGGGACAGUUGCAUGCCUCGUCACAUUGCUGGCGAUAGCAGCUCCGAUGAGCAAGCUGUUCUAUGUGUUAAAAGUGAAGAGCACAGAAUGUCUCCCGUUCCCUAUGAUCCUCAUGUCAUUCUUUGUGUCGAGUCUGUGGUUCCUUUAUGGUGUUAUAGAGGAAGACAAUUAUUUAAUUCUACCAAAUAUAGUCGGCGCGGGCCUUUCGGUGUUCCAGCUUUCGCUGUUCGUUGUCUUCCCCCGGACGCCUCCUCUCUUGCCUAAGAGCGUGUUAGCGUAAUCUACAGACUUACAGGCUAAUGAGUACCCGUUGUGCUGAGAAUUAUGUAAGUGUUUCCUAUGUUGUACUAGUAGGUGUUAGGGCGAUACUAUGGCCGUGUUGGCUAGGUUGCCUAGCGGCUAUGAUGCACUUCGCACGUAGCAUACAUAAUUACAUUAAUUACAUACUACACUACUAGCGUAUGAUACGCACGCUCUUUGGUACCGAAAAAAAAAUUCUCAGGCACUGGUAAAUUAUGAAAUAUUGUAUUGAAACCUUAGUGAGCACAUUGCCAAUAUAAUAGCAAGCUUGAAAUUAAAACGCAUUUAUUUAUAUUAAUGUAUCGAAAACAAAUGUUCAAAAGGAAAUAUGUGACUAAUUAUUAAAGGAUUAGAUACCUACGCAUUUGAGUUUAUUGGCGUAAAUAAAGUAGGUUAUUAAUAGAUACAAAAGCAAAGGAAAAUACCUAUGGGUAUACAUAAUGACAAUUUGUAUAGGUCUAUUCCGAUCAAGCAGGUAUAAUUUGUUGUAGGAUUUGCGUAGUUACACUAGUUACUAGAGAUAGUAGAGAUAGACGAAAAUAUGUCUGCAAAGAUUUUGAUAGCAUACGCAGUGCAAGUGUUAUUUUAAACGUCAAACUUAAUAUGAAAUUCAUCAUCAUCAUUUCAGCCUAUAUAUGUCCCACUGCUGAGCAUAGGCCUCCUCUCAGGCGCGAGAGGGCAAAAAAAAAACAAAAUAUGAAAUUAUGACGUAUAAAUAACACUUGUACUGCGUAUGCUAUCAAAAUCGUUGCAGACUUUUAUUGGUCUAACUUUAACAUAUAUUUUAUAGUUAUUAGCAGACAUCGUAAAUUCUACAAUAUUUUUGGUGCAGCGGAGUGGUGUUAACGGGGGGUACCUUUGUUUCCCAUAAAGUUUUACGUCAUAAUGUAUUGUUUGUCAUAUUAUCGUUAGUCAUAAAACUGUUAUCUUUUCAGGAUUUUCGUAUCGUCAUUCUAUAGAUAGGUUAGAUUAGGUUAGGUUUGUUUUAUGGCAAUCCUGAAAAGUUACGCGUUUCUGAGAAAAACCAAUUAUGACUAACGAAAAUUCGGACAAACAAUACAUUAUGACUUAAAACUAUUUGGGAAACAAUAGAGACCCGUUAACGGAAUUGGUAUAGAUAAUUCCAAAUGAAAUGGUAAAAUAAGGGUAAUAUUAACGUAAUUAACGGUAAUAAAUCAUUAUAGUUCGUUUUAUUGCAUUAGAAAUAAGGUAAACAAUCUUGAUGUGUCUUUUAAUUGAAAAACACAUUUUAAAAAUAAGUUACGGCAAAUAUGUAACAAUUAUGAAUCUAAUACGAUCAUUUAUAAUCUUCUGCUUUUAUAAGUAAUAGUUACUGAUUUUUAAAAAGCGUUUUUCAAUUAAGGCAUGUCAAGUGUUACCUUCUGUCAAGUUUUUUCUAAUACUAAAAAAACGAACUAGGGUUGAAAUUGUUUAUGCCAAUUCCGUUAACACCACUCCGCUGCACCGAAAAUGCUAUAAAAUUUACUCUGGUUAUCAGUCAAUAUUUUUAUGUCCAUGACAUACUAACAUAAAGUAUUGUUUAAUUGUAUGUAAAAAAGUUUUGGUACGAUCUGAUUGAGUGAUCUCAUGAUGUAUUCCAGUUAAUAGAGCGAACUUUAAAUGGACUUGUUUUGUUUCUGGUUAUAUUUUAUUUUUCGUAUCGUAUCUGAGUAAAAUUUGAAUCGAAUAUUUAAAAAUGACUAAAUUUUAUAUUAACAGUUCAUAGAAUAGGAUUCUAAUGUGAAAUAUAUUAAAAAAGUCAAUUAUACAGAGAGACUAAUUAUAAAUAGGUAGUUAAUUAUGUAUUUUACAUAGGUAGGUACUAUGUAUUUUCCUGCCGGAAGCGUAUUUUUUUUUCAUUUUCUUCCUUUAAUGUAAAAUAUUUGUAUUUUGUGUGCUGUUUGAUAAUUUAACGAAACAGAGAGUGCUAGUUUCAUUGAUAAGUACCUAUAGCAGCAGUACCGGAUUGUAUUUCUUCUCAAACAUGCUCGGAAAUUGUCGCAUUUAUUUCGUUAAUCGAAAACGCAAAGGCUUUUGCCAGGCCUCGGCAAGCCUCAGCUCAGCCAGGCAUGUGCGUACAGCCUGGCAAAAAAGAGUAGAUAUUACAAAGUGGCAAUACUGCAGUGUCGUCCCUUUCAAAUCAAUUUAUAUAAGAGAGCGGGACGACACUAUAGUGUUGAAACUUUUUAAUUUCUACUCUUUUUUUGCCAUUCUGUCCUUCGUCAGAAAAUGCCUUUCUUUCCAUGUUUCCAUUCGUCGGCAUCAAUGUUCUAUAAAUUAAUUAGAAUUAACUUAAAGCUGAACAUUUUCACGGAGGCGGAGAUGAGCAGAGACGAGAGGAGAAAGGCAGCCUAAGUGUCAAUCUAAAUACAAAAUACAAAUACAAAUAAUUUAUUGAGAAAAAUAUAGUACAGUGGUUGUUCUUAAAUACUCUCAACAUCUGACAUGUUUUAUUUUAUGAUUAACUUCCAAUAUAGGUGUUAUCAAUCAAUCAAUCAAGAAAACUUGACGUGAGAUAUACAUACCUACAUACUAUACAUUAAAUUUGUGGUAGUACCUGAUGCCUAUAUAUGGCAUAUGGCAUUAUAUUACGGUAUUCUAUAGCGUAAUUGUAAAUUAUUAGCUUAUCAAGUUAUCAUGUAUUGAGAAGUAGGUAAUAAAUACCUAUAUAUAAGUAUUUUAGUAGAAUAUUCUGUGGUGUUUACUUUGGUGCUAUGUAUAUAAUAUUUUCGGUGUAUUGGUGGUGUAUUGUUACACUUUUAAAUAAAAUGUUGACUUCUUUUUUAACGUUUAUCGCCAUAUGAAAAAUAUAUAAUUGAUAAAACAUUAAAUAUUUUUCGACUUUACAAUGUAGCACUGCCUACACUUAUAUUUUUAUCGGAAUGUAACUAAAAGUUUUAUAAACCCUAAUGUAAAUUCCAAAGUGAAUCUAAAUAUGCUCUUUUUAAUAUUACCACCCGUGUUUACCAUUUUAAUCUAUAUUAAGUUCACUGUACAGUCAGCAUCGGAAGUUGCUAUGCGGGUGAGGUGUGUUCAAAAUUACCUUGACACGCUCGUAUUUUCUUAACAAUAAAGUCGCGUCGAGAUCAUUUAGAACACCUCGCCCGCUUAGCAACUUGCUGUUGACUGUACGGCCUACCGUACCUAUACUUAAAAGCCCAUCAACGUGCACACUAGCGCCACUGCUAAAUAAUCGUGAUUAUUUAAAUUUAACGACAGGUAUUUAAAGAAGGAGGCCGCUACGUACUGUAUUGUGUAUUCAAGUACCUUUUGAAUACAUCAAACUAGUUUUUAUGUUGCUGGAUUCGUCAUCUAUGCGUCCAAAGUUAAAACGGCCGUUUUUGUUUUGAGUUCAUAGAUCGACGAAUCUAGCAACAUAGAAACUAGUUUGAUGUAAGUAUUCAAAAGGCACUUAAAUACACAAUACAGUCCGUAGCGGCCCCCUUUUUUAAAUACCUGUCGUUAAAUUUUAAUAAUCACGAUUAUUUAGCAGUGGCGCUAUA
Molecule: messenger RNA, 4295 nt
Organism: Cydia fagiglandana
Lineage: Eukaryota; Metazoa; Arthropoda; Insecta; Lepidoptera; Tortricidae
Gene: slv
Product: sugar transporter SWEET1
Exons: 5
Coding region: 113-772 (219 amino acids)
Biological process (GO): carbohydrate transport
Cellular component (GO): membrane
Molecular function (GO): sugar transmembrane transporter activity
Source: RefSeq, a predicted model, not a curated record